AGGGGAGAGAGGGGGCCAUCGCCUAAACAUGCUGAGUUUCUUGCUGCUUCUCCUGGGACUAGGCUCUGUGUUCGGUGUCCUCGUCUCUCAAAAGCCAAGCAGGGACAUCUGUCAACACGCCGCAGUGAAGAUCCAGUGUCAGGUGGAUACUCAAGUCACUUCCAUGUUCUGGUACCGCCAGCCCCCAGGACAGGGCUUGACACUGAUUGCAACUGCGAACCAGGGCUCAGAGGCCACGUAUAAGAGUGGAUUCACCAAGGACAAGUUCCCCAUCAACUACCCAAACUUGACCUUCUCCACUCUCACUGUGACAAAGAGCAGCCCCGAGGACAGUGGCAUCUACCUGUGCACUGCUGAGCUGGGUUUGCCACAGGGUGCUAUGCUGUGUGGCAACCAGGCGCAGCACUUUGGAGAGGGGACGCGGCUCUCUGUCCUAGACAACCUGACCAAGGUGAACCCGCCCAAGGUGGCCGUGUUUGAGCCCUCAGAGGUCGAGAUCUCCCGAACCCAGAAGGCCACGCUCGUGUGCCUAGCCACCGGCUUCUACCCCGACCACGUGGAGCUGAGCUGGUGGGUGAAUGGCAAGAUGGCCCUCAGCGGGGUCAGCACGGCCCCCGAGCCGCGGCUGGAGCCCAGCGCCGAUAACUCCAGCUACUGCCUGAGCAGCCGCCUGAGAGUGUCGGCCGCCUUCUGGCACAAUCCCCGCAACCACUUCCGCUGCCAGGUCCAGUUCUAUGGGCUCUCGGCCGACGACGAGUGGGGAGAGACCCGGCCCAAGCCCGUCACCCAGAACGUCAGUGCCGUGGUCUGGGGCCGUGCAGACUGUGGCCUCUCCUCGGUUUCCUACCAGCGGGGGGUCCUGUCGGCCACUGUCCUCUACGAGGUCCUGCUGGGGAAAGCGGCCCUGUACGCCGUGCUGGUCAGCGCCCUCGUGCUGAUGGCCAUGGCCAAGAAGAAGGAGUCCUUACACCAGCCCCUGCCACUUGUGCUUCCUGCCCCUGCCCAGGGGGAGGGGGAGGGGGAGGGGGAGGGGGAGGCGGCAUUUUUGUUCCACGGUGGAACAUUGUGGGGACUUGGGGGUAGCACGCUGAUUCAGGUAAAGGAGGAGCUUUUACAAAAAGCCCUGCGUGAGAAAUACCCUACCAGCACAGGGGAAAUGCGGAUGCGGCAGGGGCGGGGAAGGGAGAAUUCUUGGCGCCCCUUCCCACUGUGCUACAAUGAGCAGUACUUCGGGCAGGGGACCCGGCUCACCGUGGUAGACAACCUGACCAAGGUGAACCCGCCCAAGGUGGCCGUGUUUGAGCCCUCAGAGGUCGAGAUCUCCCGAACCCAGAAGGCCACGCUCGUGUGCCUGGCCACCGGCUUCUACCCCGACCACGUGGAGCUGAGCUGGUGGGUGAAUGGCAAGAUGGCCCUCAGCGGGGUCAGCACGGACCCCGAGCCGCGGCUGGAGCCCAGCGCCGAUAACUCCAGCUACUGCCUGAGCAGCCGCCUGAGAGUGUCGGCCGCCUUCUGGCACAAUCCCCGCAACCACUUCCGCUGCCAGGUCCAGUUCUACGGGCUCUCGGCCGACGACGAGUGGAGCGAGACCCGGCCCAAGCCCGUCACCCAGAACGUCAGUGCCGUGGUCUGGGGCCGUGCAGACUGUGGCCUCUCCUCGGGCCAAGAAAAAGGACUCCUGAGCCGGAAAGCACCCACCCAAACUGGCCUCCAGAGAAGCUCAUCCCUUGCACCCUCACCUGGGUCUCUUCGCCGUCACCCCUGUGUUCCCCGAGAGUUCUCUCCCCUCUCGCCUCCCUGCACGGACACCUGCUCCAUCUCUGCUUCCCAGAGAUCCAGCUCCCAGCCCUGAAUCCAAACCAGAUGAACCAAUAAAAAUGGUGUGCAGCCUGGCCGUGUGUCCGGGGACU
Messenger RNA from Trichechus manatus latirostris (Florida manatee), 1910 nucleotides. RefSeq lists its product as uncharacterized. Gene Ontology annotation, molecular function: antigen binding; immunoglobulin receptor binding. Gene Ontology annotation, biological process: antibacterial humoral response; complement activation, classical pathway. The record is from RefSeq and is a predicted model, not a curated record. Gene Ontology annotation, cellular component: extracellular exosome; blood microparticle; immunoglobulin complex, circulating. NCBI's taxonomy places the organism in Eukaryota, Metazoa, Chordata, Mammalia, Sirenia, Trichechidae.